This is a messenger RNA of Paramecium tetraurelia, 822 nucleotides long. RefSeq lists its product as uncharacterized. The transcript has 3 exons. NCBI's taxonomy places the organism in Eukaryota, Ciliophora, Oligohymenophorea, Peniculida, Parameciidae. The record is from RefSeq and is a predicted model, not a curated record.
AUGAUUUCCGAAAUUAUAGUGGAUGAUAUAGUCAGACAAAUAAUACAUAAGGCCCGAAAAUUGAUAAGAGAACAUAAAAUAGAUGCGAAGAUUCCGUCUUUUUUGAAAUGCGAAUCUAUGCAUUAGAUUAAAUCAGCUAUCAAUAUUUACCAAGUUGAUUGCUAGAACUCUUCAAUUUUAUAUGAUGAUCAGGAAUACAAUAUAAGACCAACCAUAGACUCAUUUUAGGCAUUGACACUCAAACUUGUAGAUAAACCAACUAUAGAUUUAGGAGAAUUGAAUUAAAAUUUUUCGUUCUCCGAUCACACCACUACCAAUAAAUCCAUCAUUAGAAAAUUCUCUCAUAAAAAGAAGAUAGAUGUUCAAGUUGUAAACGUGAAGGAACCUAAACCCAUUGAAUAAAAAUAAUAAGAUCAUCAAGAGGUCUAUAAAAAACAGAUGAAUACUAACAGUAUCAAUCGACAUUCUCUAGUGAUGAAACAAUAAAUCAGAGACUUGACAAAGCACAUGUUCGUUGAUAAUUUCGAUGCAAAUGAAUACAGAAAGAAAAUAUAAUAAUAGGCAGAAAACUUAGAGAAGGAAAUGAAAUAAUGUGAUAAAUCAUUUCAGAUCAAAAAAGUAUCUGAAAAAUCCAUAGAUAAUAGCAGUAAUCUGAAUCAGACUGUCAAGCCAACGACAGCUCCUCAAGGUUAGAGAAGACCUCAAUAUAUAAUAAACAAAAAAAUGAUCGAUUUAAAUGUCACUUUGCCUUAAUUCAAAAGAUAGUUAACUCCUGUAGAACAUAAACGAACCUCUAAAGUUCGUAAUGUGUCUGUGGCCUGA